AUGCCCGCUGCCUACGAGGAUUCCACCUACACCAGUGGGUCAAGUGAGGCGCACUUCAGUGAUGCCGUCGAGCAUAACGGGUGGGAAGAGGCUGUGCAGACCAUGCCUCAGGAGAAUGCUACCUACCCUCCGGAGCAGCACGUACCGCCGGGUGUACAGACUGUCGCACCCACCGGCGCACCGCCGCUGUCCAACAUGCAUACGCUCGAGUCCUCCUCGACCCUUGUCACCAAGCCUAGUCCCGCGGCGAAGCAAGACGCCAUGGACCAGGUGCCGAUCGUGUCGACGACGAUGAAUGCGCCUCCCACGAAGCCUGCCCCUGGCCAUGUUCAUCUCGUGGAGCCCGUGGUGCCGCCUACCGCAGCACGCAGGCCCCAUCUGUUCGGAUCCCAGGGCUCCCUCUUUGGGCACCUUCCGAACCAUCCGCAUGGGCGCCACUCGAACCUGCGUGUGCACUCGUCAGACAUUGAGAGUGGACCAUGGGGUUACGAACGUCGUCGUGGUAGCAUGGCCUACCCCGCUUUCUCAGGUAUCGAGAUUGUCGACGAUCAGGAAGAUGCCAGCAUGCACACCGUCGUUGAAGAUACCAAGACCGAAGAGGCCAAGUAUGAAGAAGAGACGAAGCACAUCAUUGUCAAGUGGGAUGGCCAGGACGACCGCGAGCAUGUGCUCAAGUACCCAUUCUGGUACCGUGUGUACCUGAUGGGUCUUGCCGGUGUGCUCACGCUGUGCACGGCCUUUUGCUCGUCGGCCCCGUCGUCCGUGCUGUUUGCUGUCGUCGAGGAUCUCCAUACGACACCCAAUGUUGUCAAGGCGUCCGUCUUCUUGUUUGUGGCCAGUUUCUGUGUGGGUCCCCUCUUGUGGGCGCCCUUGUCGGAGAUGUUUGGGCGCCGCAUCGUCUUUAUUAUCAGCUUUCUCGGAUUCGUGUGCUUCAACGUGGGCUGCAUGCAGUCGCCCAAUAUCGCAUCGCUCAUCGUGUGCCGCAUUUUCGCCGGCGCCUUUGGAUCUAGCUCCAUGUCCAACUCGCCAGCGAUGAUUGCCGGUCUCUUCCACAUGAAGUACCUGAUGGUGACGCUCACUCUCUUUGCGCUCAUGCCCACCGCGGGUCCGUGUUUGGGCCCUAUUGUCGGUGGCUACAUCAUGCAAGCUGGCGCCAACUGGCGCUGGGUCUAUCGCGUGUGCACCAUCUUCUCAUUCGUGCUGCUGGUCCUCGUUAUCUUCACGAUGCCAGAGACGAUGGAUCCGCAGCGCCUCCAGAUGAAGGCCAAGCGACUGCGGAAAGAGACGGGCGAUGACCGCUACGUCGCGCCCGUGGAGCUCCGCAAAAUCGAGUGGUGGAAGCUGCCGGGCCAGGUCAUUGGCAAGCCGAUCAAAAUGAUUAUCGUGGAGCCUAUGCUUCUCGCGACGACGAUCUAUAUCUCGUUCGUGUACGGCACGCUCUACCUGCUCUUUGUGGCCUAUCCGUACGUGUUUGAGCUCGGACACCGCCUGCCGCCUGGCUCGACGGGCCUGACGUUCCUGGGCUUCUUCGUCGGCUGUCUCCUGUCGGGCCUCUACUGUAUCACGGUGGACCAGCGGAUGUAUGUGAAGGGGAUGGCCAAGAAUGGCGGCAAGCCCCUGGCACCCGAGGUGCGCCUGCGCCCCUGUAUGCUGGGCUCGGUGCUGCUCACCGUGUCGCUGUUCUGGUUUGCUUGGACGUCGUACGACUGGAUUUCGUUCUGGAGUCCUCUGGUGGCCGGUGGCAUGUUCGGCUCGGGCCUCUUUUUCAUCUUCCUGAGUCUAUUCACGUAUAUCACCGAGGUGUACAUCUUCAGCUCGGCUAGUGCAAUUGCUAUCAACACCGUCUUUCGGUCGGCGUUCGGCGCUGGCUUCCCCAUGUUUGGCGAGCAGAUGUACGAUCGCCUGAAUUCCCGCUGGGCCACCACCGUCUUGGGCUUCAUUGCCUUGGCCAUGGUCCCCAUCCCCUUUAUUCUGAUCAAGUAUGGUCAUGUUGUUCGUGGCUGGUCGAAGAAUGCCCGCAGGAACGUGCCCGUGACCGACCAAUGCCUCAUUUCGGGCCCAUGGAGCCACGAGAGCGCGCGUGGCUCAAUGAUGAUCCCACAGGCGCAUGGGCUUCAGUUGAUUCAGCCCGGGAAGGAGACCGGUGAUCCCAAGGACACUGAUCAAGAAAAAGGGGAUGCAGGUGAGGAAGACGACAUGCUCGUCAAAUGGGACGGGAAGGACGACCGUGAAAGCACCAUGUCGUUCAACAUAUACUUCCGCUUCUACCAAGUGCUUCUGAAUGGCUUGCUGACCCUAUGUACUGCCUUUUGCUCGUCUGUGCCGUCAUCGAUUCUACCUCAGAUGAUCGUGGAGUACCAAACGACCCCUGAGGUGGCCAAGGCGUCCGUGUUCUUGUUUGUGGGAGCAUUCUCUUUCGCGCCACUCGUGUGGGCACCCCUGUCGGAGAUGUUUGGGCGCCGCAUCAUCUACAUUAUUUCUUAUACUGGAUUUGUUUGCUUCAACGUUGGCUGCAUGCUAGCACCCAAUAUCGCAUCGAUGAUUGUGUUCCGUAUUCUGGCCGGCGCAUGUGGCUCCAGUUCCUACACUAACGCGCCUGCUGUCAUUGCUAGCGUCUUCAGUGUCAAGUACCUGGUUAUUGGCAUUGUCGUUUUUGCGUUCGCACCCACGGCAGGCCCAUGCUUGGGCCCUAUUGUUGGAGGCUACAUCUCGAAUGCUGGUGCCAACUGGCGCUGGGUGUUCCGCGUGUGUACGAUCUUCUCGUUUGUCAUGCUGAUCAUGAUCAUUUUCACCAUGCCAGAGACGCUUGACGCGCAGCGCCUGAAGCAGAAGGCAAAGCGCCUGCGCAAAGAGACAGGACAACCGUAUUAUGCGCCAAUUGAGCGGCGCCACUUGGAGCUCGCCACGCUACCAGGAAAGGUAAUUGCCAAGCCGAUUAAGAUGCUCUUUACCGAGCCCAUGCUCUUUGCCAUCACACUGUAUUUGUCGUUUUUGUAUGGAACUGUGUAUCUACUUUUCAUUGCGUAUCCUGCCGUAUUUGGGGUCCUACACCACUUCCGCGAGGGUGCAGUGGGCCUAAGUUUUCUUGGCUUUUUCACCGGCUGUAUCCUUGCAGGUGUGUAUUGUCUCGCGGUGGAUCAGCGGCGCUAUCUUAAGGCAUUUGAGAGGAACAACAACCAGCUCCUGCCGCCGGAGGCGCGUAUCGAGUCGACGACGUGGGCAUCCAUCCUCAUCACUGCCUCGCUAUUUUGGUUCGCAUGGACGUCGCUUCCAGCCGUGUCGUUCUGGAGUCCUUUGAUCGCCGGCGCGUUCUUUGGCGCAGGCGUCUUCUUGGUCUUUAUGGGCUUCCUCGUCUACAUCACGGAGGUGUACAUUGCCAAUGCCGCGAGUGCGAUGGCCGCCAAUACAAUCGUGCGUUCGGCCUUUGGCGGGGGCUUUCCCAUGUUUGGCGAGCAGAUGUACCGUACGCUGACACCAAAGUGGGCUUCCACUGUGUUGGCUUUUAUUGCCCUUGCCAUGGUGCCGAUCCCUUUUGUGCUUUACAAGUAUGGGCCCAAGCUCCGUCAGAUGUCGCGGUCGGCGCACGCGAAGUAA
Malassezia sympodialis ATCC 42132 is the source of this 3594-nucleotide messenger RNA. RefSeq names its product MFS transporter. Lineage: Eukaryota; Fungi; Basidiomycota; Malasseziomycetes; Malasseziales; Malasseziaceae. The record is from RefSeq and is a predicted model, not a curated record. Gene Ontology annotation, biological process: transmembrane transport. Gene Ontology annotation, molecular function: transmembrane transporter activity. Gene Ontology annotation, cellular component: plasma membrane.